Xyrichtys novacula (pearly razorfish) is the source of this 23623-nucleotide messenger RNA. Lineage: Eukaryota; Metazoa; Chordata; Actinopteri; Labriformes; Labridae. The record is from the annotation of a GenBank genome assembly.
AGGUGGUUGCUCAGCGGCAUCGAGGAGGAGAAGGAGGAGGGGGAGUUGGAGGAAGAGGAGGAGAGUCAUUACAAGUGGGGUGAGACAAAUGUAAUUUGUUUUGCGACUGGCCCUCUGGCAGACCAGCACAGUCACUCCUCAAACAGCCCCUCACAGGACAGGAAGCCUCCAUGAGCAAGAAAGCAGAAGUUGUCUGAGUCAAAAGAAAGCGAGAGAACUUGUCAACAUGGCCGGGGGCUCGGUGUCUGAGUGCAAGGAGUACUUGUUCAAAGUGCUGGUCAUCGGGGAACUUGGCGUCGGGAAAACCAGCAUUAUCAAACGCUACGUGCACCAACUUUUCUCGCAGCACUACAGGGCGACGAUCGGGGUCGACUUCGCGCUAAAAGUUAUCAACUGGGACAGCAAGACCCUUGUAAGGUUACAGCUGUGGGAUAUCGCAGGUAAGAUAACAUUGGUUUGCUUAACCACAAUCAGCUGGUUUGGGAACCAGCUUUAGGGACGUUUCACUUUUAUUGUUGAGAAACGUUUUAUUACCAUGUCAGAGUUAAACAGCUUUCGGUCACACGCAACCAGAAAUUCCCAUGAGUUUCCACAAGUAUUAGGGGACAUUGAAAAGUCCCAGGUGGCCCUGAAUGCGUGGAGGAUUUUUUUUAGAGAGAAAAUACCGGUUGUUGUUGUUAAUGCUGGUUGUCUUUUCCACUUGAUGAUCACAGCAGCUCAUAAUUGUCAGUGGAAUUUAGGUCACGUUGUUAUACCUAACAGACUGAGCGCCGCCCCCCUCAACCAAACUCACUAUAGUCUUACUUGUUCGUUAUGGAGCACAAUCUGUGUUUACAGAGAGACUCGGCCGGCUCUCAUCUUUAUUUCUCUUCAUAUUGCAGUGCUACUGUAAAACUUCUAAUUUUCAACACCUUUUGAUCACUGUACUUCUGAAAGGAUUUUAAGUAAACUGCAGUGACUUAUUCUCCUCAAAGCGUCUACACUUGGCAAACACACACAGACACACCAAGCGGCGCAUACCAGCAGCUUGGGUAAGCAAAGAAAUCAGAGCAGUGUAAAUAAAAAGUUUCUCACUUGCAGGCGGGCAGACGGUUCAAACUCUCCCAUGUUUGUCAUCUUCAGGCACAGAAAUAUCUCACUGUAAACAGAAUGAGUCUGAAAAUGAUGUGCUCAACAAGAGCAGGUGGGAAAGAGAGUGAGGGAAGAGUGGAAAAGGACAAAAUAUUUUAAAGCACCAGAAGCAGGUUGGCCACAGUUGAAUCAGCAUGAACAAGGCUGUAAUGUGGGAUGCAUGUGAUGGCCCAUUAGAGGCUAUCCCUCCUUAAUUAAUGAGCAUUUUAUUUCUCCAAAAGCACAUAGGUGAUCUGGUAUCAGGGUAUGUGAAACUGCUUGCUCAUUUCAUGAGUAACUCAUAAGGCAAACUUACAGUGGGUGGUUUUAUUGGAGAAGUAAUAAGACCACAUGGCUUCAGGGUCCUUUUGUGCAUGUGCAAGUGGUGUACUGCCAUGAAAAUGCCAACAGUUAUAUCUACAGUCAUUUCUUGAACCUAAGUCACCUUGAUUGUGCACUUUAUAAGUAAAUAUUCCUGUGAUUGGCUGAUACACAAUUGCAAUAAUAACAGCAUGAGAACUGUAUUGUGUUUUUGUUCAGUCGUAGAGCAAAAAGCAUGUCACAUGCUCAGAGGGUGGAAGUAGUUAAUAAUCCUGCGAGAAGUAAGACUUUAAGGGUUUCUCAAGAAUAUGUAUCUACAAUGCACAAAAGGUACAAGGCUGUUAAUCACAACUAUGGUGAUAGAUUACCCUUGUUUUCCAAACUACCCAUUGUUGCUAAAAACGACCAUGUGCAAGUGUGCAGUGAGAGAAAAUCAAUCAAUCAACCUUUCUUUGUAUAGCACUUUUCCUGCAAAACAAUGUAGCACAGAGAAAUACUCAACUCUCCCCCACCCCAUCCCCUCACUUGCACUCCACAAUCUAAGCACAACAGAAACGAGUAUUAAAAUGCAUUCACCUGAAAAGCUGAAAAGGUUUAUUAAAAACAGUUAUGUGCCCACUGAGGAAACGCCAUCUUAAAACUCAAGAUGGGAAACACUCAAUGUUGGGUUAAAGUCUAAAGACAAAGUAACAUAAAAUGAAAUUUAAGAAAUAAUAAAUAGAAAUGAAAUGAAAACAAAGUAAAAAGAUACUGAGAUAAAAGCACCAAAGUAGCUAAAAAAGAUGAUCCUGACAUUAAAGGUAAAAAGCAAUCAAUGGUAAAACACUCAAACAAAGUUAAAUUCAUGAUUGAAGUUAGAAAAGGGAAUGUUUGUAGCACAUUGUGUUCUCAUUAGGGUUUGUUGUAAAAUGUUUUAUUGACCGGUAUGUAAUUCUGACAGUCAGCUGUUUUUCUUUUGAGUAAAUAGUGUGUACGUUUUUGUGAAAUAAUAUGUUCAGGAUUUUUAAGCCUGUCUUGACAUUCAACAUCAUGAACCGCAAGGAUUUAUUGAUUUUUUUUUAGUUGUUUUCAGCUCCAUUGUUCACUAAUAAGUUAAUAUAAUGUAUAGUAGAAGCACAAGUUUUAGUCAAAGAAGUACAAGUCUUUGCGAGAACCUUGAAAUUUGUCCACUCUGGUAUAAAAGAGAUUAGUCCUAUUUCUAAAGCCUCCAUGAUUUCGCUGAUCCAUCUUCUCUUCCUUGAUCAGACAAACCUCAUAUGCUGAGGAGGAUCAGGACAGAUUGUUCGAGGACUGCUGUUUUUAUUUAUUCCAUUGCUAACAGCAGUGACAGGAAGACAGCAGACAGUUGGGUGCCUGUGUCUGUCUGUGUGUAGGGUUGUCGUCCACAACAACUUGCAUGUCUGUCACUGACUGAUUGGCAGUGUGGGCCACAUUGCCUGCUGUCACUUGGGCCCCAGUAGCACACGCUCAGUGCAGAGGGGCAUCUGUGACUGAGAGAGGGAAGGCUGGCUGCCGGUCACAGCCAGACAACACUGGAUCAGAGGAUCUGUAAGGGUGAAUAAAACAAUGUCUCACACAGAGAGCAGCUGAUAUAAUUCAUGAGGACGGAGGAACAUGCUUGCACAUAUUUGGCCGAAAGAAGUGUUAACAUGCACACACACACCCUGACCAGAAACAGAGGUUAGAUGACACAGAUGGUAAACCUCAUUAUUCACACCUACACCAAGGCCAAGCUUGAGGACACUCCAAGAAUAAGUGACAAAAUGUGGGUGUGAAAUCUGGAACUAUAUUCGCCAAGUCGUUAAGAGCAGCCAUUAAGCUAUUUAAUCAUGCAGAAAAAGAGGAAGAAUUAUCUUCUUGGCAAUGCUGUGAGAGCAACUUUGGAGUUGUGUGUCUUUUUACCAACCCUUUAAUAAUAAUUACAGUCUAGAAGCAAUGAUAGUAAUCAGUGGCUUGCACAAGAUGGGGACCCACAUGCAAGUCAUUGAGGCUCCUGGCUCGCCCACACCCCUUUCACCCAGAAUAGCAUUCCUUUUCUGGAUCCCUGAGCUGGUAGGCAGGAUAACUACCGCCAUGGCAUAAUGUAAAACAGCCUGCACCUGGACAAAACAUCUGACAUGUUCCCACUGAAGCUAUUUUCUCUGAUGCCACUUUUACACAACUCCCAUUCAGUUAUAAUGGCACUGAUGUAUUAUUUAUGUCUCAUCUGUGUGUCUUAAAGAAGAAUCAGUGCUAGUGAAGGACAAAAAGAGAUUUUGUUUGUUUUCUCACAUCUGUAGUCUCAUGGUGAGCCUCUUGUCAGCUUACCCUGGUCUUGCAGUUGCCUCAGUUUAGGAUCUCAGCUAGAAGAAAAAUGAGACUAGUGAGAAAGUUUUAGUCUUGUAGAAAACAGCAAAAAAAAAAAAAAAAUCUUCUGAAAAUCACAGUCCCAUGUUGCGAAAGAUAGACUAGGAAUAUUGAAAUAUGUCCAAAAGAUGUAUAUGUUUUAUACAAGCAAGUCUGUGGAACCCAAACCACUGAUUUCCAAUGCAAUUCAUAACAUCUAUACAUUUCAAAUGCGCUAAAACAGUCAAUUAAACUACCGGGGAGCACAGAAGCUAUAGUUUUCAGGAAUUAAAAUAGUGUUUAAUUUAUGUUUGUUAACAAAUAUUCCAACAAAAAUGUGAGUUUAGUGGCUUUAAUUUAGUGAGGAUUAGCUGCUUUUUCUGUCUCAUAUAGUUGUUGGUUACCGUGAGAUCUUUGCAACUAAUUAAGAAGGAAAAAUGAGACAUAGAGCACACAGAAGAGUGCCAAAUUAUUGCUUAAAUUCAUUCCUUAAUUCAAUCUUGUUUGUCUUUGGUCUUUUGUAAUUUCUUGCAGGGUCCGGUUGGAGAAAUAGUUUAAUAUUUCUCCAUUUUGUCUCACAAGAUCAAACUGAGCAGCAGAUAAGCAAAAGAUUUUCUGCCAUGGGAGUGGUUGAUUUAAUGCUAAUAGUCCAAACCAAAUGCUCUUGGCAUAAGGUCAGAGGAAAGGGGCCGCCAUGUGAAUAGGAUGAAAUUUAGUUGAAGCAGGCAGUCACACAUCAACUGGAUGUUAAUCACAGUUUUUCAUGACCGAAAAAGCCAAGCCCAUGACACUUUACUCCCUGAAGAUUGACUCCUCUUUUUCCCAAAAAACAGCAGAAGUUUUGCAAUUUUGGGAGUCAGCAGGAGAUACAAUAAUUUCAAUGCUAUUUGGGUUCUUACCAGAUCAUUCCUAACAGCUAGACACAAAUGAGUGUUUUUGUUUGUUACUUCUCAAAGGUUCAGAGAGUCCCUUAAUUGUGGCUAAAUCUGACACUCUUUCAGUCCACACUCGACUGGGACCUUCUAUGUCAGAGUCAUUAACAUUUUUGUGGUAAAAAAAUGUCAUAAAGUUAACAGAAGUUUAAUAGAUAUUCAGUUUAUUGUGGGAUAAGAAAAAGACAAACACUGUCACACAGGAAAGUAAAAACAGGUAAUCACAGUGACAUUGACACCAUUGUGUUGAUAGGCAAAAAGAUAAGUAGACUGUCACAGCACUAGUUUGUAGCUGUUGAACAAAGUUGUGGCAUUUGUGAGAAAUGUGAAGCAUUUUACUGAUAGCCUUAUACAACGACAUGCCAUAGCUAUAUUUACUACAAACUGUGACAAAGUACUUUGAAACAUUUUGUUGCCUGUUUUAGGUAAAUGCACAGAUUUUUCACGACAGUUAAACGGAUCAUGUGCAUGUUGUGCUUAAAAUUCCCCCACAAAUAUACUUGUUCUGAACUUAAUUCCUACCAACUUAUGCUGCAGCUUUACAUUGAUCAUGAUCCAGCAGACCAUAAGUUGAAGAUGAGGGGAAAACAAAGGUAGUUGCACAUAAGUUUGGGGAAUUUUCCCUGAACUCAGCUUGGGCGCAGUGGUAAGCUCUAGAAAGUCACUCCUCACAUGCUGCUCAGUGGAAUUUGAACGUGCCGGUCAUGUGUUGUCCAGAGUUACUGCUGUAAAUCUCAUGCUAGUGACUACCUCAGAGACUGGACCCUGCUCUGGCUUGGUCAUUUCAGUUAAGAGGGCGUGCAGGGAAGUUUCACAGCCAGUUGCCUCCUAACAACAGACAGAGACUCCUGCUGUUGCUACUGCCGUGUCUGGCUUGGACAGUUUCUAUGGUAACCCGCCCACAUGAUAGCAGUAUGUACAACCGUAAAGGAAACUGGGGUUGCCAGGGCUAUGGAUAAUGAUGAGACUUUUUCUUUCUGUUUCUCCCACACAACAAACAGAUAUGAUACAGAGGCUGAAACCAAACAGCUUCCCUUUUAUCAAGUUGCUCUCUCUAUAGAUUCCUAAAGUUUUCAUGCGCAUGUACCCAGAUUACAUAAUUGUCCCUAAGGUCAUGCACCAGCACCCAUCAACUUAACCGCAAUGUCAGUUAAAGCCUUUCCAUGGUAGUUUCUUUUCUGUGUUUCUGUACAGAUUCAGACACACUUCUCUUUAGUUAAGAAGCAUGCUGAGCAGCAGGACACGCCUUUGUUCUCUCUUAGAGUCUCAUGGUCUUUCGUGUUAUUCAGGGUGUAAAUACUCCAUUGUUCAGUCAGCUCAGCCCACUCCUGUGCCUUAUGCUGAUUUGUUUAGCAGCAUAUGACACUCAUUAAUGUUUGUGGUAUGAUUUUAUAAGUUCUUUAAAUAGAAAGUGAUGCAUUGCUUCCGUGAGAAUACAAUGAAAACUCAAGAAACACGAAUCAUGAGAGUCAUGGAAAAGUAGUGCUGGGCGAUAGGACGAUAGAUAUUGUGGGCACGAUAGAAAAUGUCUAUCGUGCCAUUUUUAUUUUUAUCGUUUCGGGCGAUAGGCUGUAUUUUAUCCAUAGGGCUUGAGCCAUCAGAUGAUUCAUAGUAACAACAACAAUAAUUGCACAUUCAGUAAGUGUAUUUGGUGUCAAACGGGAAAGAAAACAAUAUUUUCUUACAAAGAAAAGGAUGCGUUGACAUGUAGGCUUGCAUUUCUCUUUCGAUUUUGCGACAUGACGCCGCUUUACGUGCCCUCUUCGUGUCCAGCGUCUCCCGCCGUUGCGGGUUACCUGGGUUACACACGUGAGGGGAUCAUCGUAAGCUGUGCUUAAUUUGUGCCGGAGCAAGUCGGAGCGCGAUCCGGGACCUCUUUUGAUCAGAUCCGGGACCUAUUUCAGCCGCUCCGGCACCUGUUUCAUCUGCUCCGGGACCUUCCCUGUAGAGGAUGACAUUUUUCGGGAAUUGCCGUGGGUCACGUGAUUCCCGCGGGAAUCCCACGGGAUGGGAGUCAUUUUUAAAUUAAUCCCUUGAUCGGGACGGGACGGGACGGGAAAAAAGGCAACGGGAGUGGGAAGGAGCGGGAACAACAUUAAAAGAUGAUCAUUUUCAGCCGUGUUUAACAACCAGAUGAACAGGUGCGUCCAUUUUUGUAGUCAUCUCUCAGUGAGAGCCAACACUCUUGACCGCUUCAACACAAAAGAACUACAACAGUGGUUUGACUUCCUGUCAGCUGGGAGCGCGGCUGCGCAUUUCUACCCUUCAAGCCAGCAGCGAGGAAACGUAAUUUUGUGACAUUCUGUAGUUUUUCAAUCAUUUCUGGAGUCAUGGCGAAUCAAAUCACCUUACCUGUCUGCCCCUGAUAGGCGAAUAAAGCGCUCGGAUUCAUGCUCGGGUCUUGCUACGUGCUUCAAGAGUAAAGUAAACAAUGAUGGAGGCAGAGAGCAGCUUUGGAGGAGAAACAUCUAGCAGUGUGAACAACCUCUUCAAAAGAGCCUCAAAGACCUACCUUUUUAAUAAAGCCUUUGGUUAGUUUUCCUCUAUGCUUUAUGCUUUUACUACCUUGCCUCUUACAUUGCAACUCUAUAUUUUUUAUUUUUUUUAAUUCUUUUUUUAUGCCAAUCUGUGACUGUCAUUCUAUUGCUUUUUUAUUGUUGCUGCUCUUUUUUUACUGUGUACUGUAGCACUUUGAGAUUUUUUGUAAAUGUAAAGUGCAUUACAAAUUAAAUUUAUUAUUAUUAUUAUUAUUAUUAUUAUUAUUAUGGAGUGCUUUGGCUCACACUAUCGGCGUUUUCUGUGAGUGUUGCAUAACUUUGGGUGAGCACAGACAUGAAAGCACUUCGGCCACGUAUUUAUUUAUUCAUUUUUCUAGUUUUAAGUGCUGGUCUUGUACUGGUACUGUACUAGUGCAGCUGUAUACACUUAAAUUUUUCAUAGAACUGAAAGCAUACCAUAGCUAUAUCGUGAUAUAUAUCGUUAUCGUGAUAUAAAAUGAUCCAUAUCGUGAUAUACAUUUUUUUUCCAUAUCGCCCAGCACUAUGGAAAAGUAUAAAAUACAACUGCUAUCACCCAUAAGGACCUUCAUGUUUACAUUAUGAGAUUCAUAGCACAGAGAGAGAGCUUUGCUUCAUACACUAAUCAUAAUCCUGGUGUGUUUCAUGUUCAUAAACUUUACAAAAGAAAUAAGUCUCUACAGACAAGGAGUAAAACGCAACUUAAAGUUGGGAUUUGAUAAAAUGAGAUGACUUAAUCUACAGAAGCUGGGUAGGGAAGGAUAUUCAAUCAGCUGCUUUUUGAACAGUUUUUUUUGUCAUUUUUUAAGCAAAACAAAAGUGGUUUUAGUCCCUAAAAUGGAAGUGUUUUACCAUUGUUCAUGUAGUAUGCCAUAAUUAAGUGGAUAUUUUCAGAUUUUUUUUGACUGUUAAUUGAAUAAAAGAUAAUUAAUAAAGGAACUGAGGGCUGUGGGGCACUGGGUUAUUGGGGACAAGGUUACUGAUAAAAAUGAUCUUAUUGUCAUACAAUGAACUAAAAUCCACAACGGCUGAAACCUGAAUCAACUUAUUCCUCUGUACUCCAUAUUGUGUAGCCAAAGCAGGAUUCACUAAACAUGGGCCGUGUUGUUUAGGAAAUAUCAGAUUUUACCAUGUCUUUGCUAUAAAUUACAAUGAGUUCUCAUUCCAAGGCCAAAAAUGCCACCCACAUCAUAUGUUGCUUAAUCCCAAUAGAGUCCUAUUCCUGUUCUUCUAUUGGAUCUUCAAAUUUUACAGAAACAACAACAGCCUCUCCCUUUGACCACCAACAACUUAAUGCAUAACAGUUUCAUUCUGGGGAGACCACAUUGGUUUUUAUCCUGUGAAAAGUGCUAAAUUUGCUCCUUUUUGCAGCUGCAGCAGCCAAACUGAGUUGGAAUAAUGAUCAUAUAACUCAUGACACUUGAAGGCAUCAUGAGAUUUGCUGCCAUUCAAUGUGAGUGACUUCUGCCCAAUACCCCAAUGAUGCAUUACAGUCUACAGCAGACAGGCAGCUGAGUAUCUGUGAGCAUGCAGUUGCAUACUAGCUCAGAUGCAGCUACAAUCAAUGGUAGUGAUUGGUAUAAUCAACCCCUUCAAGUCUUUUUUAUGUUGCCACUUCUCUCCAAGGAGUAGCAAGGUUAAUAUCAGGGGUCUGGCUGUGCUAAGGCAUUAACACAGCAAUGAGGAACAGAGCCCUCAGGAAGAUCAGGAGGAGUGUUGAGUGUAGACGAUGACAUGCUGUCCGUGGGGCCUUAGAGGUUAUUGAUCCAUUUGUCCUCAGCCCCUGGACUAAAUGAAUGGUUGUAGUUAUUCACAGCUUUUAUUCAUUCCUGUGGCAAAUCAAAACUGAAUUAAACAAGUGAUUUGGCAAAAAGACAUGUUCCCUGUCUCUUUCCAUGUUUUUUCUCAAGUUUGAUGUGUUAUGGAUGUCAGACUCUAAUCAGUCUGGGGACUAGUUUUCCAUUCAUUGUUAACAACAGCUUUUUUUGAAAUGUCCAAUUCCAUCAUUGCCCCCUGUCAUAAGAGUCAAAAUUACAGUUCAACUGCAGCUCCUCUCAGCAAGCUCAACUUGCUGCUGUGAUGUCUGCCGACUGCCUUGUGUUAGGAUCCAACUACUUUGGUUGUAAAAUAUCUGGCAAAUAUUGACGACAGACUCUUCUUAAUGUUAGGCAACUUCAAAGACAAUGGACAGUUCUUGUCUAUCUUGUCACAUUCUAACAUAGAAUUUGAUGGAAUUAGCACAUAUUUUCCCCUCUCUAAUAGGCCUGGACGAUAUAGAAAAAAAGCAUAUCGAUAAAAAAUAAAUCAUAUUGAUCGAUAUCGAUAAUUAUCGAUAUAAUUAUUAUAAUUAUUUAACAUAUAUUUUAAUUGCAGCCCUGGAUGUUUUAUGCUAUUGCUUAAUGACCUACUUUUAAUAAAGAACACAUAAGCACUGAAAUCAAAUUCAAACCUUUAUUCAACCACCUUUUUAUUUUUUUUUUUACCACAACUGAAAGUUUUUUAAAAAAGAACUUAAAAAAAAAAAAAAGAAAUCAACUUAAGUGGCCUGAGUGACGUCAGUAAAUACUGACAAACAUAAAGACUAAAGUGACCAGAAAAUCUGAUAAAUAAAUAUUUAAAUAGUCUUUUGAUGAAAAUAAACAAAACAAACAAAUAUAUAAAUAAACAGAAUAGCUUUAGGUGGGAAUAGCAUACUACCAGUUUUAACUGUGUGAGAAACUGCCCACAGCCUGGUGUCUGAACACUGAAAUAUUUCUCCCGGGGUCGGGAGAUUUAUUUUACGUAUCAUGUGAUUGACUUAAUACGCAAACUGAGCACGAGAAGCAGGACUUAUCCACACCGGUGUUGUGUCGUAGAAUGCACCCCUGCCGAACGCACCCCCUGCUAGUAGCCAUGAUCCAAAUACUCGCGUCUUUGUAAAAUAUGAGCUCAUUUUCUUCCACUUUAAGAAGCUAAUGAGUGGACAGGAUGCAGGGGUGCAUUCUACAGCACAACACCGGAACGUAUUUCCUCCGCACCCUUCUCAGCUUUUCAACCCCUGACCCGUUUUCAUGCCUGAAGCGCUGUGUUUGAGAAAUACUUGCGGCCGGGCACUUCAUAUCGCGGGUCAAGAGUGGCUAGAAGCUGGUCGAAGCCAGGCUUUUCAACGGUAGUUAUUGGCAGUAUGUCCCUCGCUAUGGAGCAUGUCACUGCAUGGGUGAUGUCCUUAUGCCGCUUGGACGCUUUGUCGUAUUUUGGCAAGAAACGAAGUCCAGUUUGGUCUGCUUCACUUGCUUUGUGCUGGCAGCGGUUCCAGAGGAUUCCUCCGACGACGACGUGGAGUCGUGGCGCGGCCGACACAGCUCGUACUCCUGCGGGUGCGAUCGGUUUAGAUGGUAAAACAAGUUGGUUGUGUUACCAGACUUGGUUUUUACUAAUUCUCUGCAAAUUUGGCAAACGACCGCUGUUCGCUUUUUGUCAGACUUGUAAAAACCAAAACAUUGCCAUGCUGGUGAACUACUGAAACCUUUUUUCGGGACAAUUUCCUCCGCUUCUCCUUGCUGUAACAUUAUUUCUAAUACACGUGCUGUCUGUUGUGGUUUGAGAGGGGCUGGGCUUGGUGCUGUAGCAUACCUGGGUCUGCGUUUGUGAUUGGUUGGGAGGAAGUAAUGACUGUAGUAAAAGCUACAUGAUAGGCUAUGAUGAAAAAGAAAGGGAAACUGUGUUUUUCUAUUGAACUUUUUAUCGACCCGUUUUUUUUCUAUCGCACCACACGUCUAUCGAUCGAUAUAUAUUGUAUCGAAUUAUCGUCCAGCACUACUCUCUAAUACAUUGACUAAAAAGCUGAAAAGCAGUUGUAAUUGUAAAAUACAUAAACUAAGUACUUAAGCGUACGGCAAUUUCCCUAUGGAAACACACCUCUCAUGAGCGAGGAACUGAAUCCCUAGCUAGCGUUAGGCUACAUCAACUUGGAGUAUUCAAAUUAACUUUUGUUGUGUCAACAAGAUUUUCACAUUAGGUUGUAUCACUUCUCAGCUGACCUUUUUACUCCAGAGUUGGGGCUGAAUGCUGACUUGUCUUGUCUGAUUAAAGACUGAAGCUAAGGGCGUGAACAUACAGGAUCCAUAUUUAGCGCAUAUCUGCAGCAUCGUGUAUCAGGCGGCAAAAAAGUUACCAUUCUAAUAAAUGCAGCAUCUCAUACAGGACACAUAUCAGGUCAGUCACAGCAUUGUAUCGAGAGCAGCAGUGCUAAAUAUAUGCGACGAGUUUAUUUUUGCUGCUCUACACUUCCAAUGCGUGACAAUCCACACAGAGAAGAUUGUUCGAGACAGAAUGCCAGGCACAAAAACUGCGCAUGUCAUCCGGUAUUUCAAAAUAAAACACCAUAUGCAACAUCCCUACUGUGUAUACGAUACGAUACAACUUUAUUGUCAGCUUGCGCUGAAAUUUGUCUUGCCUCCAUGGCUUCACCGUUCUGGACAUAGACAGGACACAGCAAUACACUAUAAUCACAGUACAUUACAAGACAGGACAGUAGACAAUAAGGGGACCCAUCACAGCAUCAGAAAGAGAAAAAUAAAAAUAAACUUAUCCUCUGAGUUAUUGAUUCUGGUUCAAAAGCAGAACGGACUGAUGAACAAAACAGUUCUUUAGUCUGUUUUUCUUGAAUGUGGGAACUCUAAAAUGCCUCCUGAAGGGCAGCAGCUGGCAUUAUCCAUUUAAUACAUGUAAGGGAUCGGAGGUAUCAGUUCGUGUAGAUGAGAAAUACUUCCUGGUUAUGGAUUUAUCAGUAACACAGAACAAUCCAAUGAUCAAUCCCUGAUCCAUGUGGACCCCAACAGGACUUUUAACUGCUAACUGUCUGAAGGUAACAGCACAGCAAGAAGGAACAUAGUUCACGUUUUUAAACCAGAGUAAACCUUGCAAAAAACGAAACUGUAAUACCACAUUGCUUUUUACAUGUAGGAGAGGCUCAACUGUCACUGAAUUAUAUCCAAAUUAGCAGGAAAUAGACCACAGAAAGGCAAAACAACCUGUUGUGAGCAUAUUGUUUCCGCUAUACUGAGCCCAGCUGACCGGGGCUGCACUACGCUGCUGCCACGCUCCAAAUAUGCAUCCUGUGUGCGAUACCCAGGGCUGCUUUAUGGAGCAAAUACGGAACACGCUCAAUCCUGUAUGUUUUUGGUUUAACAGUACUUUUCAACCACUGACUGGCGAUCGUCACAUAAGCUUAGAGGUGAAGUCUUAGCUAACACUAUUGAGUAAUGAUAUGCUGUUUUGGUGUGAGUCAUGGUUCUAUGUUUCUGGAUAUUUAUCUGUUUGUUGUUUUUACUUUUCACCAAGGUUAUACAACAAGAAUGUGUGAAUUUCUGAACCUGGGCGUGAAACAAUAGAUAAAGAAGGGACUAUCACUGUAGCAUACAGCUAACAAGCUAACUGUAAUUGUUACACACAUACUUGAAUGUGAGUCACCUGAUUUAACUGAAAGUUAAUAAUUUCUUUAUCAGGCUUGCAAAUAGAAUGAAAAUCAACUGUGAAAUGAUGAAGAAAAUAUAUUUUUUUAUUCUUCUCUCCAUUUUCCUCCAUUCUGCUGGAUUUAAUUAGAUACAAGGCCCGGAAAUGAAAGCCUUAUUUCUGUCUACAGUCUCUUUAUUCCACUGUGUCGUGUCUCUGGUGAAUUCACCUGGGGUUACAUGGGCUAAAAUUAGACUCUCAAUUAUGAGCAAUUACUGUCAGGCCUGUGGGCCCCACAGUGUAUUCACUCUCUAGCUCACACCCGCACUGCGCCCAUCACUUCACUUCCCUGUGUGCUAGGGUAAGUUGCUGCAGCAAAGUGAAAGUAAGCAGCACUCACAGUUCCUCAAAUUAUUUUUUUGGUUCAUCUUUGGUUUGUGAAGUAAUUCCUAGCUUUCUGAUACAUUUUACAAUUACACUUGCUCUUCAGCUUUUUCUACAGUGAAUUAAUACGGGGGAAAUAUGUGCUAAAUCCAUCAAGUACCACCUUAAGUCUCUGUAAGCCUGAAAUUGUUUCAGGGACAGACUCUAAAGAAGUUGAAUGAACAGCUGCAUUCAUGGCACCGUCUAUUAUUUACUGAAAAUAAGUUACAGGCAUGAAAAACCAAAACCAAAACACGAUUGCAAUCUUCCAUCACAGGAAGAGUAAUAGCCAAGACCAUCUUAAUCAAGAUCAAGUCAUGGACAUCACAGAACAAGGGCAGAGUGUAUGUAGGCUUUGACAAGACUGAGACCAGGCCACAAUGAGUCCCAAACUACAUGACACAAUCAUAGCAAAAUGUGCAGCAAGACCUUUUGAAAGGUUCAUAAAUGUGUGUCCUUUUUCCCUCUGAAGGAAAAAAUCAGGGGGUGAUGAUCAGCUACAGUUGAAACCAGAAGUUUACAUACACUACAUAAAAAGGCACAUAACCUUUUUUUCCUCACCUCCUAACAUGCAAUCAUAUUCAACUUUUCCUGUUUUUUAUAAAAUUGGGAUUACCAUUUUUAAAAAAAUAUAUUUUAUAUUAGUGCUGGGCGAUAUGGAAAAAAAUGUAUAUCACGAUAUGGAUCAUUUUAUAUCACGAUAACGAUAUAUAUCACGAUAUAGCUAUGGUAUGCUUUCAGUUCUAUGAAAAAUUUAAGUGUAUACAGCUGCACUAGUACCAGUACAACACCAGCACUUAAAACUAGAAAAAUGAAUAAAUAAAUACGUGGCUGAAGUGCGUUCAUGUCUGUGCUCACCCAAAGUUAUGCAACACUCACAGAAAACGCCGAUAGUGUGAGCCAAAGCACUCCAUAAUAAUAAUAAUAAUAAUAAUAAUAAUAAAUUUAAUUUGUAAUGCACUUUACAUUUACCAAAAAUCUCAAAGUGCUACAGUACACAGUAAAAAAAGAGCAGCAACAAUAAAAAAAGCAAUAGAAUGACAGUCACAGAUUGGCAUAAAAAAAAGAAUUAAAAAAAUAAAAAAUAUAGAGUUGCAAUGUAAGAGGCAAGGUAGUAAAAGCAUAAAGCAUAGAGGAAAACUAACCAAAGACUUUAUUAAAAAGGUAGGUCUUUAGGGCUCUUUUGAAGAGGUUGUUCACACUGCUGGAUGUUUCUCCUCCAAAGCUGCUCUCUGCUUCCAUCAUUGUUUACUUUACUCUUGAAGCACGUAGGAAGACCCGAGCAUGAAUCCGAGCGCUUUAUUCGCCUAUCAGGGGCAGACAGGUAAGGUGAUUUGAUUCGCCACGACUCCAGAAAUGAUUGAAAAACUACAGAAUGUCACAAAAUUACGUUUCCUCGCUGCUGGCUUGAAGGGUAGAAAUGCGCAGCCGCGCUCCCAGCUGACAGGAAGUCAAACCACUGUUGUAGUUCUUUUGUGUUGCUAGCGCGGUCAAGAGUGUUAGCUCUCACUGAGAGAUGACUACAAAAAUGGACGCACCUGUUCAUCUGGUUGUUAAACACGGCUGAAAAUGAUCAUCUAUUAAUGUUCCCGCUCCUGCCCACUCCCGUUGCUUUUUUUCCCGUCCUGUCCCGAUCAAGGGAUUAAUUAAAAAAUGACUCCCAUCCCGCGGGAAUCACGUGACCCACGGGGAAUCCCCGAAAAAUGUCAUCCUCUACAGGGAAGGUCCCGGAGCACAUAAAACAGGUGCCGGAGCGGCUGAAAUAGGUCCCGGAUCCGAUCAAAAGAGGUCCCGGAUCGCGCUCCGACUUGCUCCGGCACAAAUUAAGCACCCUUACAAUGAUCCCCUCACGUAUGUAACCCAGGUAACCCGCAACGGCGGGAGACGCUGGACACAAAGAGGGCACGUAAAGCGGUGUCAUGUCGCAAAAUCGAAAGAGAAAUGCGAGCCUACAUGUCAACGCAUCCUUUUCUUUGUAAGGAAAUAUUGUUUUCUUUCCCGUUUGACACCAAAUACACUUACUGAAUGUGCAAUUAUUGUUGUUGUUACUAUGAAUCAUCUGAUGGCACAAGCCCUAUGGAUAAAAUACAGCCUAUCGCCCGAAACGAUAAAAAUAAAAAUGGCACGAUAGACAUUUUCUAUCGUGCCCACGAUAUCUAUCGUCCAAUCGCCCAGCACUAUUUUAUAUGCUAAAUGCCAGAAUAAUAAGAGAGACCAUUUUUUAUUAUUUUCUCAAGAGUCAAAAGUUUACAUACAUUUCAUUUAUUUGGUAGCUGCGUUUUAAUUGUAUGACUGGGGUCAAAUGCCUCGGAUAUGCUUCCACAAGCUUCUCACAAUAGUUUGCUGGAAUUUUGGCCCAUUUCUCCUGACAGAACUGGUGUAACUGAGCCAAAUUUGUAGGCCCCCUUGCUCACGCAUGCCUUUUCAGUUCUGCUCAUAAAUUUUCAAUAGGAUUGAGAUCAGGGCUUUGUGAUGGCCUCUCCAAAACAUUGACUUUGUUAUCCUUACGCCAAUUUAUUACCAGUUUAGUAGUAUGCUUAGAAUCACUAUCCAUUUGGAAAACCCAUUUGUGACCAAGCUUUAACUUCCUGGCUGAUGUCUUGAGAUGUUGCUUCAGUAUUUUCACAUACUGUUCCUUCCUCAUAAUGCCAUCUAUUUUGUGAAGUGCACCAGUCCCUCCUGCAGCAAAACAACCCCACAACAUGAUGCUGCCACCCCCAUAUUUCACAGUUGGGAUGGUGUUUUCAGGCUUGCAAGCUUCCCCUUUUUUCCUCCAGAUGUAACAAUGGUCACUAUGGCCAAAAAGUUCCAUUUCUUUUUCAUCAGACCACGGGACAUGUCUUCAAAAAUUAAGGUCUUUGUCCCUGUGUGCAUUUGCAAACUUUAAUCUUGCUUUUUAGGUUUCUUUUGGAGUCAUGGCUUCUUCCUGGCCUUUCAGCCCAUGUCAGUACAGGACUUGUUUCACUGUUGAUAAUGACACACUCUUACCAGCUUCAGCCAGCAUCUUCACAAGGUCUUUUGCUGUUGUUCUUGGGUUGAUAUUGACAUUUCAGACCAAAGCACGUUCAUCUCUGGGACACAGAACUCGUCUCCUUCCUGAGCGGUAUGAUGUCUGGACAUUCCUAUGGUGUUUAUACUUGCGUACAAUUGUUUGAACGGAUGAAUGUGGCACCUUCAGGCACCUGGAAAUUGCACCCAAGGAUGAACCAGACUUGUGUAGGUCCACAAUUCUUUUCCUGAUAUCUUGGCAGAUUUCUUUUAAUUUUUCCCAUGAUGUUACACAAAGAAGCAGUGUGUUUCAGGUGUGCCCUAAAAUACAUCCACAGGUGUGCCUCAAAUUAACUCAAAUGUUGUCAAUAAACCUAUAUGAGGCUUCCGAAGACACGAUAUCAUCAUCUGGACUUUCCCAAAUUGUUUAAAGGUAUAGACAUCUUAGUGUAUGCAAACUUUUGACUCUUGAGAAAGUAAUAAAAAAUUGUGUUAAAAAUGUGUUAAACCAAAAACAGGAAAGGUUUAAUCUGAUUUAAUGUUAGACGGUGAGAAAAAAAAGGUUAUGUGCCUUUCUAUAUAGUGUAUGUAAACUUCUGGUUUCAACUGUACAUGAGGUCAAUGAAAAGACCUGGAGAAAUAAUUAACUUAUGGAUUGUGUGUUAUUAACUCUUAAUUUAGGUCAAUUUAGCUAAAAUCAAUUGAAUUGAGGUAGAUGGUCUAGUAUUUGUAGUGAAAGGUGUAUAAUCUGUCUUUAAGGAGGACAAAUUAGUUGAUAAAUGUUCUGACUGGGCUUGACAGUGUUGGGAGAUGGUUAUAAUGUUUUCAUAAGACUUUUUAUUAAGUAUUUAAUAAUUUAAAAAGAUAGUCAGCCAGACUCACUGUUCCAGCUCACAUAAGUGUGCUUGACAAUGUGACAUAAACCAAAUAGGACCAGAGAUACCUUUCACCAGUUGAACCAUAGAUUUACUUCCCCGUUGAAGCCCUGUGCUGUAUGCCUCACUGCACAUUUAUGCUAAUACAAAGUGACUUGGGUAGACUGGAAGGUAUAUUAGAGCAUGUUCCUUAUCGCUCAAAUCAAGGGCCUGUUUCCUCUUUAACGUUUCAUUUGAAAUGGUCUAUUUAUUAUAAGGAAGUUUGAUAACAUCUAGCCAUUUUCAUGGAUGCAGUCAUUUUACAUGACUGUGAAGCAGUAGCAUUUGGAAGACUCAAACUCACCUCAAAAAAAGAAACUAAAAGAAGGAAUGACAUCGAAAGAUCCAUUGUUGAUUCAUUGCGCAAACAAACCUGGAUGAUCUCAGUGAAAAGAAAGAUGUGUAUGGGUAUGAACGAAAAGACAGCAUCUCAGAUUGACAGUGACAUUGCUGGUAAUUCUCCUUGCUUUGCCUUUGUGAAAUAUCACCUCAGAUUUUCUCACAGGAUGAGGUCAGAGGCUUACUAUCAUGGAGGUUUACUUCUUCCUUUUGCUGCAGGGAGAAAGUAAGUCAAAUAUGAUCAUCAUUUUUGGGCAAGUAAGAAAAUUGCUCAGUGCUUAUUGGAAUGUGCAAAAAAAACUGAGAAGAAAUAAAAUGUACUGUGUCUUGCCAUUUUCUGCAAGCAGGAUCAAUUAAUUUUUUCUAAAAAAAAAAAAAAAAAAAAGACAUGCUCACCACAUUCUGCUUUCUCUUCAUCCAGAAAGUCAUCUUAAUGUUUUGUAAAAAAUGUAAAUGUUCCUGUAUAUUUCUGUUCUGUUCCCUGCAGGUCAAGAACGAUUCGGGAACAUGACACGAGUUUAUUACAAAGAGGCUGUGGGGGCGUUUGUGGUCUUUGAUGUGACACGCGGCUCCACAUUUGAAGCAGUGGCUAAGUGGAAACACGACCUGGACAGCAAGGUGAAGCUGGCUAAUGGCAACCCCAUCCCUUCAGUGCUCCUUGCCAAUAAAUGUGACCAGAAGAAAGACAUCUCCAACAGCACAGCCCUUAUGGACAAUUUCUGCAGAGAGACUGGCUUUCUAGGCUGGUUUGAAACCUCAGCUAAGGUGAGAAAUCAAGACUAUAGACAGAUAUAUAACACUGGUGAAUACAUGAAUGCAAUGUCACAAUCAUUCCUGUAUUAAGGCCUUCCUGUCUGGUGUUUUAUUUCUAGCUCCUCUUACUCUUUCAACCAAAGCUAAACAGCAUGAAAUACCCACACUUAGGCCCCAGAUUAAUGUAUUCUGAAAUAUCUUGCACAUGAAAUACAUUUUUACUGCACUAUUUCUCAAGUCACGGUCUAAACAUGAUAGCAAUGGCUUCAAAUUAUAUUUACCGCAUGAGCGUGACUUUGUUUGUGGAAAAUUUGUUUGUUAAGGGCUUAGAAAUGCCAUCAUUGCUGAGCCAUUACAAGAGGGCCCACUGGGCUUUCGUUAAUACAUUUAGCCUUUUUAAUGAACGGAUGUUUAUGCUUUCUUUUUGCAGAUGGGAAACCCUUAGAAUGGAUCUUCGAGCAAUGACAGUCUUAUUUUAGGUGUUGUAAUCACCCUGUGGUGAUUGUGAAUUAGGUUUUGUUGAGUACUUUAGCCCUAACUUUAUAUUUUUUCAUAGUUGAUCCAAAAGUCAGGGGUUAAGUGUUGAAGUUUGAAAAUCAUUAGAGUGAAAUAGAAUCAAGAUUAGAACAGGAUUCAUUGUGUUUUUUAUUUUGUGAAACUAAAUGAUGAAUUAAGACAUUUCUGCCAGGAUAGUCUUUUAUUCUGCGGUCUUUUCCCUUCAUGUACAUCAUGUGGGACCUUUGUCUUUAAUGGGAGUAAUGGAAUAUGUCAGACAGCUGUUGUGGUUUGGUGGAGUUGACAUUGAUUGAAGUUGCAAACUGAGGGGCAGGGCUCCGAAAGACAAUGUUCUGAGGUGUUCCUUGUCAGCCCUGGUCAUGGUGUCACAAGUUUGGUGUUGCUUUAUUAAUGUGUUUACACCGCGCUUCUCCAGCUUUGUCCUUGUGCGUAGAUUUUGGUGAAGUGAGAUCACUUUUGCUGCUUCUCACUUCAGUUUUCAUUUAAGAGAUGGGUUCACUCCUUUUUACUCUGAAGUGUGUGAAGAAGGUUCAAGAUCAUUUACUAGUGGGAAAGAAACACAACAAAAAGAAAAUAAGACACUUCUAGUACAUGUGUUUAAUGUAAAAUACUACUCUUAAAAUUGUAAUUUAAGUAGUUACCACAGUUGCAAAACAAACCUGAGACAGAAGAAACCAAAUCUUCCUCUCAAUUGCACAAUGAAGCACAAUAAUAUUUGUACAAAUACUUCAAACUUAUACCAAACUGUUUAUAGUCCUCUUACAUACUUUGUACAGCUGGUGGUUAGUGUUAAAACUUGUUCCAUCAAAUUGAGUUUAAACUCAGGUUGCAGAAGUAUGAUCAGAAGAUUACAGUAUAUGACAGCACCUAGCUUAGUCUAACAAAAAGCCUGCUCUUGUUGAGUGAUAAAUGACUUCUGUUAAAACAUGCAGUUCUGUCUGAGUCACUGUAAGUCUGAUUUUUGGAGAUACCCCCAAAAAAUCUCCCAGGUUACUUUUGAUUCCUUUCACAUUUGCCAACUAACCUAAGAAGUCAAAAAGCCAGAGACCCUUGCAUAGCACACUUUUACCCAUUAAACCAUGACCAUGUCCUCUACUUUCAUGUGGGGGUAUGCUUUGAUGAUUUUUGGCAGCCAGAGUAAAAUUAUUAACUCAUUCAAUUUUUUGAAUAACCCAAGGCUCUGCAUCUCUGCCACAUGCUCUGUCAUGUGAAGACUUUGCUUGAGUGUGUGUGUGUGUGUGUGUGUGUGUGUGUGUGUGUGUGUGUGUGUGUGUGUGUGUGUGUGUGUGUGUGUGUGUGUGUGUGUGUGUGUUUCCUUCCAUUCCCAUUCUUUCUGUGAGGUGUCGUUGAGCGUGCCUAGUGUGUGAGUCAACCUUAAACAACCUGUGAUUGGAAUGCAGUAAGGACUACCAAACCUUCUUUCACUUUGUCUUUUUAACUCUAUGCUUUCCAAAAUAUUUCACAACAAGACACACUCUGGAAGAAGCAUGUAGUGCUUUUGUUAAAUUUUAUUUAUUCAGGUUAGACCAGGGCAGGUUAUGGGGUCAAUCAUUAAGGAGCUGUUCAUUUAAAGAAGAGGCCUUUAUCAGCCUCUUCUUUAAUGAUUUUGUUGACCUAGUCAGGGGAUUAUUAUGAAUUCAAAUCUUCCACUAACUGACAAAUUUAAAGCUCCUGUAAGGAACUUAAGCUUUGUCUCAAUUUGGCACCCCCUAUGGAACAUCAGCCUUUGCUCCUAUUGUCCUCUACAGUGUCCUCUGACAAAAAAGAUUUCUUCCUGCUGACUUUUGACAGUCAAAUGUAUCAUUAUUCUGCAUAUUUUAAAUAGAAAUUGUUAAAUCAGUGCUAUUUCUUUAGCUGCUUGGCUGUGACCUACCCCCUCCCACUAAUUUAUAACUUUAGAUUUUAAGAAUAACACUUGUCAGUUUUGUUGCAUAUGUUCUUGUUUGCUUUUGGAAAGCAUAAAAUAGCAUCAUCAUGAAUUUAAAUCUGUUUCAUAAACAUAUUUUAAGCAUAAUAUUUUACAAUAACAACUGAACAACCAUAUUUAAGAGAAAAAAAUGUGUGUAAAGGAAAUGUUAAUGGAUUUGUGGUUUUAAAAUUUGACGCAUGCCGUUUUUGUUAACAUGAAGGAGGCAGGCUCAGUCCCAGUCAGAAAGGGGAGCUCCAAAUCUUAAGGUUUCUUUUCUGGGACCCUGCCAUGUUGUACUAUCAUCUGUUUAAAUGUCUGUAGCCACUGUAUAAAUCCUCUAUGCUUAACUCUCCAAGGACUCACCAAGUUGUGUAUCCAGAAAAGUCUAGUCACUGUCUUUUGCAACACAACCCUAGAAAGUUGGUUAAAAUGUACAUCCUGCCUCUGACCCAUGGCAGAUAGCUAACCAAAGUUUAUUAUAGAGUGGUGCUCCCACAUUUUAGAGAAGGCCAGUGCUGCCCAAAGGCCACCCCUUAGAAACAUCUCUGCUAUUUAUAUGCACUAAUUAAAUGUAACUCUCUAGAUUUUAUUUUAUCUUUUAAAUCCAAUUAGACUUUAACUUCCAACACAAGCACACUGCAAUACUCCCUGAAACAUUUAUCCUGUGUUUGAUUUUUAUCACUGAAGAAAAGUCAAAAUAUUUAUUACUUUUUCAACUCAUGGGAGGACAGCCUUGGGCACAAUAUGAAGGACAGUAACAAAAUUGAUGUUUUCAUCCUUUUUUUUUUUUUUUUUUGGCACUGUCGCUGUUUUACAGCUGGUACUCGAGUUGAGGGGGAUGAGGGGAGAUGGCAUCCCCCCGAUAUGAAAAUGGUCAAAAUCAUCCUCCUUCUCAAACGGUCAUCCCAACUUUCUAUCCUUGAGCCAUUUUUGUCAACAAAUGUGGAAAUAUUACUACUAUUUUAACAUUAGAAAUAGUACCACAAUUUCAACGUUUAGCAGGUCUGACAGAAUGGCUUCCUCACUGACUGCAGACAGCGCAUGGACACAUACCUACAUACACGCCAAACAUUUUCCUCCCCACCAGCGUCGCUAAUUACCCACUAAACAGAGCUACUUUUCCUUAUCCCUUCUCUGUUGGAUAGGGUCAUUCAUGUAGAUAUUCAUCCCUCCACUUACUUGCAGGGUGUCCAUUCACGCCAUCAUGCCAUCAUGCCGGCUCAUGUUUUCAAAUGAGGAAAUAGAGCGCAAGAUUUCGUGUUGUAUAUAGGAGAAUAUGGAUAUGCGCAUAUUUAGUAAAAUACUCUGGGUGAGGCGACAUGUAUGAAAAUCACUUUUUUUUUCCCUUUUCUAAAAAAAUGACAUCGUUGAGCAGCACUGGUGACGCUGCUGUUAUUUCAGUAUCAUGGCUAAGCGACAUGGACAGAUCAAUCUGUGGGAUAAUGUAAUAAAAUGAUUAUCUUUAUGCUUUAGUAACAAUAAAAUGGGUACAGAGUUGGUUUCCCACUAUGUGCAAAGUCAUCAGAACAAAAUAUCUGUCCCAAACAAUAAGAUCCACCAUCUCCCCAUUUUUUCUCUUUCAUAACUCGACUACUGCUUACAGCUGUUGCUCAUACCACAGCAGACUCCUUCAUCUAAAGGGGGUUUGUGGGCUAAAACAAAGAAAGAAAAGUCAAGUGUCUGCAGCAUUUCUGUACACAUACUUUGGAAUAAUUGUCUCAUGUUUCAUUUUGACCUUUUUUCAGGAAAACAUCAAUGUAGACGAGGCAGCAUGUUUCCUGGUAGAGAACAUCUUGGCUAAUGACAAAGGAUUACCAUAUGAGGAGAGCAACGGAGACCGGAUCAAACUAGACCAGGAGACUGUGGCUGCUGAGAGCAAGUCAGGCUGCUGCUAACACUUACAUUAGCUAUCCGCCUCUCUUUGGCAGGGUCCAACCUGCUCCCCUGGCCUGUGGCUCCAGCCCCUGACUGCAGCCUCUCAGAGGAACAUGUAUUGAUUUGGGUCUCCAAAGCUCCAGGAUUGUCUUCUCUCUGCACUGAUGCCCAUUUGAUCAAAGUUUCUCAUUGUAGCUUCUCUAGGGCUGAAUAAAACAACCAUUUAAGAUUGAUGUAUUUGUCACCACUCUUGGCUUUUAGCUCCAUAUCCAUGUCUAAACCACAGGACCCAUAGGAAUGAUUUUUUCAUCCCGUAUCUCUGCAUUCCAACCUUAGCUAUAAUCCCAUCCAGCCCUCCACACUUGAACUCUGCCACCCUCCCUGUCACCUCAAUGACCUCUUAAGCCUUGUACUUCACCAUUCCUUAAUAUGAGCUGCCACCUAUAAAAACUCAUAAAACACAAAGUAGUAAACUACCUGUAGCCUCUGUCACUUUAGUCAGUUCUCUCUUGUUUUUCAACUUUAUCUGUAAACCAAGACACUUUUUGUUUGUUAUUUCUAAAAUGUUUCUCCAGUAAAUAUUGUUAAUGUCCCGUAAACAAUGUUGCACUCCUAUGUCUGUAUCCCUGCUGAUCUUCAGACUACUGUGUAAACAACUAAAAUAUUAUUUUGCCUCUGUCUUUAUGCCAUAUUGUCUUGGAACUAAUGUGCCAUAAUACCAUAUUUUUUUGUAAUGUUGAUCAGAGGAGAACACUUGUUGUUUUACUCAAUUAUUUACAAGUGCACAGACAGAGAACAAAGUAUUUCAAGAAGAAAUGUAUGAAUGGCACUCUGUGUGACAGUGAAAAACUUUGUUCCAUUGCACCAGUAUAACAAUGUAAAUCUUGUUUACAUAAGGUGUUUUUUUAUGUGUCAGGGCAUGCAUUCUGCAACCUGUGGGGUAUCAUAAAAACAGAAUCCCAAAGAGGACUUCUCUCUCUCUUGUACAUAAGGAUGGUAACCUGUUUAAGUGUUCAGAUGAAAUAUGAAGAAUUUUUUUAAACAUGGAGUUGAGGUUAAGUUUACAUGUGAAAUACUUUGAAUUUACAAGACCAAAAGAGAAUAAACAUUUUGACAAAUGUUGUCCUCAACUUAUUAUGCUGUCUAAUGAAUUUUGACUGACUCAUAUAUUUUGUGUAAGCCUACACUUGGAAAGCAUUUAAGAGGUCUGCACUGUAAACUGAAAUGGUAUAUCUUAAAGAAUGAAAAAAAUGUUUGUUUACUUUUCAA